AAAAGCAGCUGUCACCGUUAUCUACUGUACAUCAGACCGUCAGAGCGGCUUUGUGGCUGUCUGCUGUCGCAGCCAUGAACUGUCUGAGGGCGCUGCGUCUGUCCAACUCUGCGCAGCUCAUCGCCAAAAACACAGACGCUGCGAAGAAGCUGUUCAUCAUCCAGCCGGCAUGUUGUCUGAGCACGAAAUUAACCAAAUCAACCGCGGCGUCGCAACCAAGACCGCCUGCGCUCCUGGAUCAUUUCCAGCUGAAAACGAACGUCCAUACAAAGUCCCCCAGCUCUGGAGUGGAAGACAUGCUUUUCUACACCAUCACUGAGGGAAAAGAGCGAGUCCCUAUUUCAUACUUUACCUCAGCCCUGAGGAAAACCGGCCUUCACCCAUCGGACCCUCGUCUGAAGGACUGCAUGGACAAGCUUCGGCAGGCCGUGAGAGAAUCUGUUGCCGAGGUGAUGAUGGACAGAGAGCUUUUCCACAGGUGUGUCAGUGGGAACGUGGUACUGCUGAUCCAGGCCUUCAGGAAGAAAUUCAUCAUCCCCGAGUUUGACGUGUUUGCGCAAAAGAUCAACGAAAUCUACAACACAGUGCAAAACCAAAGCGACGGGAAGGUUGCAGACUACAUCCCCCAGCUGGCCAAGUUCAGCCCAGAACUGUGGGGUGUGUCUUUGUGUACAGUGGAUGGCCAGAGGCACUCGGUGGGCGACACCAAGCAGCCGUUCUGCCUGCAGUCCUGUGUGAAGCCGCUGCAGUACGCCAUCGCCGUCCAUGAGGCGGGAACGGAGAAGGUUCACCGUUACGUCGGCAUGGAGCCCAGCGGACUCAAGUUCAACAUGCUCUCGCUUGAUGAUGGAGAUAAGCCUCACAACCCCAUGGUGAACGCUGGAGCCAUCGUGAUCAGCUCUCUUAUUAAGCCUCGUUCGAAUAAGGCAGAGAAGUUUGACUAUGUUAUGGAGUUUGUGAAAACGAUGGCGGGCCAAGAGUACGUGGGAUUCAGCAACGCCACGUUCCAGUCAGAAAAAGAAACAGGCGACAGAAAUUUUGCCAUUGGAUACUACAUGAAAGAGAAGAAGUGUUUUCCACCAGAAGCAGAUAUGAUCGAUGCCCUGGACUUCUACUUCCAGCUUUGCUCCAUCGAGGUGACCUGCGAAUCGGGAAGCGUCAUGGCUGCCACUCUGGCCAACGGAGGGAUCUGUCCAAUCACGGGCGAGCGUGUCCUGAGUGCCGAGGCAGUGCGAAACACUCUGAGUCUCAUGCACUCCUGUGGCAUGUAUGACUUCUCUGGACAGAUGGCUUUUCAUGUGGGCUUGCCGGCCAAAUCCGGGGUGUCCGGUGCGAUACUGCUGGUGAUCCCCAACGUCAUGGGAGUGAUGUGUUGGUCUCCUCCACUGGACAGAGUAGGAAACAGCGUCCGGGGAAUACACUUCUGUGAGGAGCUUGUGUCGCUCUUCAAUUUCCACAAUUAUGACAACUUGAGGCACUUUGUGAAGAAGCAGGACCCUCGCAGACAGGAUGGAGACGACAGGAACAAGUCUGUUUUCAAUUUGAUGUUCGCCGCCUACAGUGGAGAUGUGUCUGCCCUGAGAAGGUUUGCGCUCUCAUCCAUGGACAUGGACUUGAAAGACUAUGACUCUCGAACAGCGCUACAUAUCGCUGCAGCAGAGGGUCACAUAGAGGUGGUGAAGUUCCUUACUGAAACCUGCAAAGUCGAUCCUUUUGUAGAAGACAGGUGGGGGAACCUGCCGGUCGAUGAUGCCGUGCAGUUCGGCCACGACGAGGUAGAGAAAGUGCUGAAAGACUACCAGCAGGUGUGCAGGCAGCAGGAAACAAAGCACACUGAGGCCGAGCGCUCUCCGAAGCUGGACACCAUCGAGGGCAUGGUGUGAUUGAAUCUAACCCCCAAACUGUAACACGUCAGGGCGUUUGUGCAAUCUGUCAAGUUUUGAAAUGUGAAGCUGCAUUUGUAGCACAUAGACUAAGUGCCAAACAGAGAGCAGAAUGUGACGACAUACUCUAAUCUUGCUGACCUCUGCAGACUGCAGUGAAGAUUUAUCACUGAAAAACAAUGUGUUUAGACUAGUGCACAAGAAGAUACAAUGCAGACAAUAUGCAGAGUAAGAAUAAUAACACAACGUUACAUACAACAUGUGUGGGUUUGUAUGAGUGAUGGCACAUGCUGCAAACGUCACACCGAUACUGCUGGAACACAUCAUCCACCUGGAUGCAAUGUUCACAUUAUAGUAAGAUCCAUAUUUGGGUGUAGGGGGUAGCAGAGCAGAUUUGAUGAACACAAAAGUUGGAUAUUUCUGCUUCUCAGUACUCACAACAGGGCAUGCAUUGUGCCUUUUUGAAACCUUUAAAAAUGUAAAGCUUUUAUGUUGGGAUGCAAUAUCUCACUUUUGGCUCAUUGCAGAAACGAAAAGGGGAGGGAAUCGUAAAUUACCCCAGUAAACUUAACUUGGGAUGCUUUGUAUAUAUUAUGUUAUUCAGCUGUAAAUAACCACUGGAUUCCUGAUGCCUGAAUACAUUAUUACACACAGGGUCAUGGCCUUUAUGCACAUUUUAACUCUGGACAAACAAGAAAUUCCAAAUUGUAAUUUAUGAUGUGAAAUAUUUUGACAUUGAAGACAUCCAUUAAACAUAUUUUAUUUAU
Molecule: messenger RNA, 2650 nt
Organism: Chelmon rostratus (copperband butterflyfish)
Lineage: Eukaryota; Metazoa; Chordata; Actinopteri; Chaetodontiformes; Chaetodontidae
Gene: gls2b
Product: glutaminase 2b (liver, mitochondrial)
Exons: 18
Coding region: 75-1883 (602 amino acids)
Biological process (GO): L-glutamine catabolic process
Molecular function (GO): glutaminase activity; protein binding
Source: RefSeq, a predicted model, not a curated record